AUGCGCGCGCGCUCGCGCGCCCAGCGCCCCGCUGCCACCCCGGGGGCCCCGGCUUCUUCCCCGCACCGCGCCUGGGCAGCGCGCCCCACCGUCACGCUCCCCGCGCUCGCCGGGAACCGGCCGGCGCCCCAUGGCCCCGUGCCUCGGCGCGCCUCGUCUCCGCCCUCUCCUCCCUCCCGUGGCGCCGCCCUCCGCCGCCUCCCUUGGCCGGCGUCGUGGGCACCGGCGGCCUCGCCACGCCCGUGGCUGGCGCCCCCCCGCCUGUCGAUUUGGGCGCUCGCCCAGUCGGGCGCCGACGCCCGACGCCCGGCUCCGCCCAGCGCCCGCGCGCCCGCUUACCCGUGCGCCCGUUAG
Molecule: messenger RNA, 354 nt
Organism: Aegilops tauschii subsp. strangulata
Lineage: Eukaryota; Viridiplantae; Streptophyta; Magnoliopsida; Poales; Poaceae
Source: RefSeq, a predicted model, not a curated record